Molecule: messenger RNA, 204 nt
Organism: Heterobasidion irregulare TC 32-1
Lineage: Eukaryota; Fungi; Basidiomycota; Agaricomycetes; Russulales; Bondarzewiaceae
Exons: 3
Source: RefSeq, a predicted model, not a curated record
UUUCUCUUCAAUUCUCGCUCCUACGGUGACGCGUCCCUCCAUCCUCCUUUUCUAGCUGAUUCUCGCCCAUACUCGACCCUUCUCGAUCCGUUCUCAAGUUGUUAUCACUCGCUCCAUUUAUACCAGUGGUACUCACACUCGGGCCCCGACGCGGUCCCACAAAAUACUGGUGUAAAAUUUUGUCCGGAUCACCUGGAUCUUUGA